CGCAGGGCGCGAGGAGAGAGCGAGGGAUGGAGGCGGUUCGGCCAAGGAGCAUCGGGGCGCGCGGCCUCCGCUUUUUCCCACCCCUUUGCCUCGGUCGCCGCGGCGCUGCCCCCGUACACCUGGCCCGACGGCGGCCGCCGACCCGCCGGCCCUACCCUAGGCACCGGCCGGCCACCCCGGCGCACGUCGCCUUCGUCCUGCGGGAUCGAUUCAGCACUUGCCCAGGAACAAGGAUCUACCAGUGUUGUUCCAACAUAAACAUGAGCCAUAAUGAUUCGAAGCGAGCACUGGUGCCAAUGGAGGUUGAUCCAGUCAUGAACACUCACGUUUCACAAGUUCACCAAGUGCGGAAAGAUGGAGGACCAGAUUUCAGCCAAGUGAAUCCUCAGUCUGCAAGUACGUCCAAUCCUACUCAAGUUGGCUAUAUGAACGAACUGAAGGGGCCCUGCACGAAGAGCAGAAAACGCAAUUUUUUUAGCAAAUAUAUCACACUUAUGAUCUUAAAAAAGUGGAAGUUGUUUGGGAGAGAAAUAUAUGAAAUAAAUUGCUUAUGUAUAUCUCAAUGUACAGACACUUGGAUAAACCAUUAUCUACUCAUCUGCAGCAAGUGAUAAGUGUACACAAUUAAGAGGAUGGCAUAAGCCAAUGUAUUUUCAGAAAUGUAUAAUCAUAUUUUGUUUAUAGCUAAAAUGCACAAGAAUGGAAGAAUGGAAGGCCAUACAGUGGUUUCA
This is a messenger RNA of Oryza brachyantha (malo sina), 731 nucleotides long. RefSeq lists its product as uncharacterized. The coding region runs from base 27 to 611 and encodes 194 amino acids. The transcript has 3 exons. The record is from RefSeq and is a predicted model, not a curated record. Lineage: Eukaryota; Viridiplantae; Streptophyta; Magnoliopsida; Poales; Poaceae.